GCAUGCUGGGAACGUAAUAUGCAAAUCAAGCGGGCACUCCGUGCUCCGCCCCUUCCACGUUACCAAAUCGGCCCAGUGCGCAGGCGCGGGAAAGUUGAACUAAUUAAAGUUUGUACAAGGAGCGUGGAGGAGGCGACGGCGGCGGCGGGCGCCGGACCAGGUGCCUCCAUGGCAGGCUCGCAAGAGCUGGGGCUCCGGGAAGACACGCUGAAGGUCCUAGCUGCCUUCCUUAGGCGGGGCGAGGCUACUGGGUCUCCUGUUCCAACCUCACCCAGGAGUCCUACCCAGGAGGAGCCAACAGACAUCCUGAGCCGCCUUCGAAGAUGUCUUCCCUGCCCCCUGGGGCAAGGAGCAGUUCCCCCUGAGUCCCCUCGGCCUUGCUCCCUGCCUGUCCGCCACUGCUAUGGUUCAGAGCCUGGCCCAGCUACUCCAGAUUUCUAUGCUCUGGUGGCCCAGCGGCUGGAACUGCUGGUCCAAGAGCAACUGAAGACUCCACCUAGCCCAGAGUUACAAGGUCCCCCACCCACAGAGAAGGAAGCCCUACUGCGGAGGCUGGUGGCCUUGCUGGAGGAGGAGGCAGAAGUCAUCAACCAGAAGGUGGCCUCGGAUCCCACCCUGCGUCGAAAGCUGGCCCGCCUGUCCGCAGGCUCUUUCGCUCGCCUGGUGGAGCUGUUCUCCAGUCGGGCAGGCAGCUCUCGCCCAAGCCUUGCACGCCUUUCAAUGCCGUGCCCUGGGCCCCCGCCGCCUUCCCCAGAGCCCCUGGCCCGCCUAGCCCUGGCUAUGGAGCUGAGCCGGCGCGUGGCCAGGCUGGGGGGCACCCUGGCCGGACUCAGUGUGGAGCACGUGCACAGCUUCGCGCCCUGGAUCCAGGCCCACGGGGGCUGGGAAGGCAUCCUGGCUGUUUCACCCGUGGACUUGAACUUACCUUUGGACUGAGAUCUUCCUCAAAAGCUGCUACAAGAUUGGACUUCAUGUGCCUGACCUCUCCAUGUCUUCCUAUUCUACUCAGGGCUGUAGGGUGGUGGCUGCCCUGCCUAUUUUUGCCAAAAAAUUGUUUUAAAACUUUUCAUAUUAAA
This is a messenger RNA of Galeopterus variegatus (Sunda flying lemur), 1076 nucleotides long. RefSeq names its product BCL2-like 12 (proline rich) (gene BCL2L12). The coding region runs from base 19 to 936 and encodes 305 amino acids. Gene Ontology annotation, biological process: regulation of apoptotic process. The transcript is spliced from 7 exons. Lineage: Eukaryota; Metazoa; Chordata; Mammalia; Dermoptera; Cynocephalidae. The record is from RefSeq and is a predicted model, not a curated record.